Stegostoma tigrinum is the source of this 3327-nucleotide messenger RNA. RefSeq names its product transmembrane and coiled-coil domains protein 1-like. The coding region runs from base 32 to 1372 and encodes 446 amino acids. The transcript is spliced from 4 exons. NCBI's taxonomy places the organism in Eukaryota, Metazoa, Chordata, Chondrichthyes, Orectolobiformes, Stegostomatidae. The record is from RefSeq and is a predicted model, not a curated record. Gene Ontology annotation, cellular component: endomembrane system.
UUCAGAUGGCUGCUCAGCACAGUUGGGGACGAUGGUGCAUCGGUUCAGCCUGAGAAAGAGGCGCUGCAGCCUCGAGACUGACACGUCAGAGGUCACCAGCGUGGUACCGUCGUCCAGCCCACUGGCCUUCAGUUUGCUGGAGAACCCCAAGCAGGAUUCCCAUGAGGAGGCAGAGGUCAUACUGGAGGAGCUGAAAACUGAGCAUGGCCUCCUCCAGCAGAGGGUUCUGAAGCUCACUGAGCAGAUCCGGGUGCAGCAGACCCACCGCAACACCAACGUCUCGGAGUACCUGCGGCUCAUCGCUCGCACCGACAGCACCCAGGCCUUCCGUUUCAAGCAGGCCUUCGAGAAGAAGAACCACUACCUCUCCUCAGUCAUCCUGCAGCUCCAGAGGAAGCUGGAGCACUAUGUCAGGAAACAGCAGCAGCUGGAGCGAGAGAUGGGCCUGCUGCGGGAGAGGAACCCCUCCCUGUUUGCGAUCCAGGGGGUAAGGGAUGAAUAUCUGCCAGAGGAGAACCAAGGAGAAUCCCCGUUCCACAGCGAAGGCAGUACAUCCAAGAUGACCCUCCUACCGCAGACGUUGUCGGAGAUGCAAGGUGCCUCCAAGGAGACCCCACCGGACACGUUUAACCCUCCCUACCAAAAUCUCCACAUCUCACAGCAACUCACAAUGCCUGACGAAGACUACUCCAUCACCACCAGCUACUCCGAGGAGCUGCAAGACUUGGCAGUGCUGAACUAUGACAUUAAAGCAAACGGGAUCAGCUCCUUCGAUAGGCAACAUAUGGGCUACCUGAACAUACUGGAGGAGUUGACUGACAUCAAAGAAACGCAACUGAAUUUGGAGCUGAACUUUAAGACCAUAGCAGAGCAGUAUAAUCAGCAUUACUCGGUUUUUCAAGAGUCCUUAGAAGAGGAGAGAUACAGGUCAACCCAACUUCAGACCGAACUGAAUGACCUGAUGGACCUUCACCAGAACGAGGUGCUGAACUUGAAGAGUGAGUUGGCCAGCCUGGAGGAGAAGAUAGCCUACCAGUCAUAUGAGAGCAGCAGAGACAUCUGGGAGGUGCUGGAGAACUUCCAGAGCAAAAUGGCUCGGCUGGAGCAACAGCAGCAAGCAGCUCAGGGGGAGAUUCUGGACCACGUCAACACCAGAGAGCUGCUGGGAAAGACCAUGAACCUGUUGCUCAUCAUCUUUGCUGUCGUUCUGAUGUUGAUGUCCACCAUAUCGGCCCUGGUCGCGCCCUUCAUCAAGACCCGGGCUAGGACUAUCAGCACCGCCUUGGUGAUCGUGCUGCUGUUCUUCGUGUGGCACAACUGGGAACUGCUCACUGCCUUCAUUGCCAGGCGGGUGAUCUUCCGUUGGCGUUAAGAGCUGCGGGCUGGAGCAAUGGGUCCACAAACCCCCUUUUCUCCCCCAGGUUCACCGCAGCUCCACAAAGGUGUGGACAGCUGGACAGCUGUGCAGUACAGCGUUGGAGCAAUAAACUGCCUUCCUCCCCAUCCUGCAGCCCGCCCCAGGCCUCUCAAACAACCAUCCAGAGGAGGAUAGUAGCACCUGCCCAGAAAGAGCCAAAUUAAACACCCAGUUCCUUGCUCCAUAUGUUACGACGCAUCAAGUCUAUAUCCACAUACAUCUUAGGGUUCCUGCUCCGAUCACUCCCUCAAGCAGCUCCCUCCACCAGCUUCCACGUGAAAAGGUUUCUUCUCGAGCCUGCCCCUUCAUCUCCCUUCCCAACCUCAUCUUUUUACCAAUCAUAUUUAAAUCUUUAUCCCCUGUUUGUUGACCUUUUCUCAAAUGGAAAUAGCUCCCUCCUGGCAUGGUGCCUCACUGUUUUAAGACCUCGAUUAGACCUCCUGUCUAUUUCACCUCCCCCCCCGCCAUCCUUCAUCACUAAAAUUCUCCACUCCAGGCAAACCCUCCUUCUGCAUCCUCUCUUGUGCCAUCACAUCCUUCUUGUGAUACAGCGACCAGAACAGUAUGCCGUACUCUAGCUGCACCCUGACUGGUGUUUUCAGCAAACACCUUACUGCUCUUACACACAUUGUUUAGGCCAAGAUGUACGAGGCUUCUAAUUUUCUUCAGAACUAUCUGAUCUGAUCUGCCCGGUCUUGAAACCUUCAGGGAUCUGUGGACAUGUGUUCCAAGGUCCCCUGCUCUGUUACGAUUCUCACAAUCCUUAAGUUUAUUGUACAAUCUCCUUGUUCUGUUUAUUUCUCCCCAAAUGCAUUAAACCUAAUUUGCGAUAUUAAAUUCUAUUGCCACUCUUCUGCCCUCUCCCUAACCAGUCCAUCGCUACUUUGCUGCAGUUUGUAACUCUCUUCCACUUGGCCAAUUAUCGUAUUCAUUCCAAACAUUAGAAUCAUGCUUACGCUGAAGGCUCUAGUCGGCGAUACCCUCCAGGAACCUGGUUAUGAAGCCUUGUCGAAACAGGAUCCACCCCAGUCACCUUUUAUCUUUUGCCUCUCACUACUCAUACUGUUUUAGAAUCAAACUGCCUGAGGAUUAUGCAGGUUUUUAUCUUCCAAAGCAGUCUACUAUUUGGUUUAAUGUCAAAAUGCUUGCUAAGAUCCGUACGGACCAUGUCUGAAUUGGAGCACCUGCAUCGUCCUUCCUGGUGAACUCCUCAAAACCAAGUCAAAAAAGACCCUCCUUUUAACAAACCAACACCCACUGCCCUUGAUUAACUUGUGCCUUUUUAAAUGACCAUUGAGGCCAUUCAUUCCUUGGUGCUAUUCUUCCCCAAUAAUUAGCAAGCCAAAGUUAGAUUGACUGGUCUGUAAUGACCUGGUUUAUAUCCCUUCCUCAAACAAAAGGCACCACAGUAGCAGGCUCCAGCACAAUACCUGUAGCCACAGAACACUACAAAAUGAUGUUCAGAACCUCUGCUAUUUCUCACUCACAAGCUCGUCUUUGACACACUGAUAUAGGAUGGUUAAUCCAUCCACUUUCAAAAGACACUACACUCCUUAACGUUUUGCCAUCGCUCGGUAGUUCCUGCCCAACAAAGCGCACUCUUUCACCUGAACCACAAUGUCUUCACCAGUUGUGUAUGGCCCUCCCAUGUGAGCAAAAGUAUUCACAGUUCACAACUACAGCCCGUCAAGGUCCAGGCAUCACAGCCUGGAAGCUACGAACGGGCACAGCACAAAGAGCCUUCCCCUUGAGGAGGGGGCUGUACACAAGUCGAUGCAACAGAGUCCAGCCUAGUGUUUUAGCCUGACAUUCAUCAAACCUUUUGCAGCCCUACCCGAUUAGAGUGCCCAGCAGGUGAAACUACCGCUGGAUUGUCAUCAGUUUCGGCACCGACUGCACACAUUGCAAGA